Contarinia nasturtii (swede midge) is the source of this 901-nucleotide messenger RNA. RefSeq names its product protein anon-73B1. The coding region runs from base 318 to 578 and encodes 86 amino acids. The transcript has 2 exons. The record is from RefSeq and is a predicted model, not a curated record. Gene Ontology annotation, cellular component: membrane. Lineage: Eukaryota; Metazoa; Arthropoda; Insecta; Diptera; Cecidomyiidae.
UGUCAAAACAAAACAACAGCCGCUGAUGAUUACAUUUGUGAGAUUGUAAAGGACAAUCAAAAUUGUUUGAAUGGUGACUGAAAAGUGAUUGAACAUAGUUUUAUAAUUAUAUAGCAUUCGUUCUCAACGGUGAGACAAUAUUAUAUUGUUGUUUGAUGAGGAUUUAAGAAAAUUACGCAAAACUGAACUCGACUGCGACAUCAAAAUCUCAGCGACAAAAAAAGUCGUCGCAAAUCAUAACAUUAUUGAAAAUCGCUUACGAUUUUUCCUGCUUUCUUCUUAUUGUGAAUGUACUAUUGUUCAUUGCAUACAAUAAUAUGGAGGCAUUAGACAUUCCAAAUGAAAGUGUAAUGGCAAUGGCCAUCCGAUACGGUCUGUAUAUUGGGGCAUUUUGCCAAAUGAUUUGUUUGGGCGCUGUCAUUUUCAUGGUGCCAAAAGGUUUACCCAGAUCAUGGAAAUGGAAUGUUCUUAAGGCCGAUUUGGAAGAGUAUAGUUCGAGCCAGUCAUCGCCACAAGAAACUCCAAAGCGACCAUAUGCUCAUCGAAGCCGUAAACAAGACAAGAAAAAACGACGCUAAAUUGACACACACAUAUAUUGAAAUACUUACAUCCAUAUAGCAUUCGUUACACAAAUUAGUCAGCAUCAGUGAUAAACUUCCAUAUACUAUUGCUUCAAAUAUCAUUCAACACAACCAAACUUUUAUGUGCAUCAUUCUAUUUAUUAUAAUAAGUAUUUAUACGAAUAAUUUGAAUUUUAAGUACAAAUGUCGAUUCAAACUAACAACCAAUACGACUACAUUGGAAAAUGUAUAAGAAAACGACAGCCACUUUGAACAAAAAGACUAAUUUCAUUCAGUUAUUUAAAUAAAACGUAUUCACACACGAUACUCAAAUCAAGAAA